UUGUGUUGAUGUUGUCUAGCUCGGCCCAGUUCGGUACAGUUUACGCAGCAGCUGCAGGAGGAGGCAGGCCAACGGUAGUGAAGUGAGAGUGUGACCGCAGAGGAAAGAUGGCGGCUCCUGCUCUCUCCGGUCGGACUGGCUCGGCGGGCAGCCUCGGGAACAGCCCCACCAUAGCGGCAGGCAGGCUGCCGCACGGCGGCGUCGGGCCCGAGCUCGACUUCAGGUCGGCGGCCCGUAUGGAGGACCUGAACCGGCUCAUCCAGGAGUUCAGCAAGCACGACCAGCGGGAGUACGACGACCAGCGGGCUCUGGAGAUCCACACGGCUAAAGACUUCAUCUUCUCAAUGUUGGGAAUGGUCCAAAAGUUGGACCAAAAGCUCCCAGUAGCCAACGAGUACCUCCUCCUUUCAGGAGGUGUUCGGGAAGGUGUGGUGGACAUGGACCUGGACGAGCUCAGCGUCUAUGCCCGUGGGACAGACUACGACAUGGAUUUCACUCUACUUGUCCCCGCGCUCAAACUCCAUGACCGCAACCAGCCAGUGACCCUGGACAUGAGGCACUCUGCGCUGGGCCACUCCUGGCUCAGCCUCCGCCUCUUUGACGAGGGAACCAUCAACAAAUGGAAGGACUGCUGCACCAUUGUCGACCACAUCAACGGCACCACCAACUACUUCUUCUCCCCGACACUGGUGGCUGACUGGUUCUACCAGUCUAUCUCCUUGGUUCUGCUGGAGGUGCAGAAGAAGCCACAGAGAGGGAUGCCAAGGGUGGAGAAGGUGGAGAGGAACGGUACCAUUAUCUCUGUCAUCCUGGGCGUCGGGAGCAGUCGGAUGCUCUAUGACAUCGUCCCAGUGGUGUCGUUUAAAGGCUGGCCUGCUGUUGCUCAGAGCUGGUUGAUGGAGAACCACUUCUGGGAUGGGAAGAUCACAGAGGAGGAGGUCAUCAGUGGCUUUUACCUUGUCCCUGCCUGCUCUUUCAAAGGCCGCAAGGAGAACGAAUGGCGCCUGUCGUUUGCUCGUAGCGAGGUGCAGCUUAAGAAGUGCAUCUCUUCCAGCCUGAUGCAGGCGUACCAGGCGUGUAAGGCGAUUAUCAUCAAACUGCUGUCCCGCCCCAAAGCCAUCAGCCCCUACCACCUACGUAGCAUCAUGCUGUGGGCCUGUGACCGCCUCCCUGCCAACUACCUUGUGCAGGAUGACUUCUCCGCCCACUUCCUGCUUGGUCUUAUCGACGACCUGCAGCACUGCCUUGUCAACAAGAUGUGUCCCAACUACUUCAUCCCACAGUGCAACAUGUUGGAGCACCUGUCGGACGAGACGGCCAUGCUGCACGCUCGCAAACUCUGCUCGGUGCGCUCCGACCCGGCCGAGCACCUCCGUACCACCAUAGAGCAUGCUAAGGCCGCCAACAGGCUGACAGUGGAGCUGCAGUGGCGCGGCAGCUCCAACAACCUGCCAUCGCCACAGUCUGACGCCAGUGGGGAGAACCAGCCAGACGACCGGCUGGCCAAAAAGCUCCAGCAGCUCGUUACGGAGAAUCCAGGGAAAUCCAUCUCCGUCUUCAUCAACCCGGACGACGUCACGCGGCCGCACUUCCGCAUUGAUGACAAAUUCUUCUGAAACUGAGGAAUGUUCUCCUCCUCCUCCUCAUCCUCUCUGCGUACCUUCUUGUUACUUGGUGCCCCGCCUCCUUUGAAACUUUAUUUUUUACAUUUUUUUAAUGUUCCUCUGCCACAGAGUGAAGUGAGGUGAUCGUCUUGUCUGCCACAGUUUUUAAUUUUUAUUUUUAUAUUCCGGUCCCCUCAUCCCUCAACAUUCACUGUGUGCCCUGUGUUUCUUUCAACCUGCUCGAUGCCUUUGAAAUAGACGGCAGGUUAUUUUAGGUGGAAUUUUACCUUCGGGUGAGGUUUUUUGGCGGUUUGACAUAAUGAUCAGGGAUCAGGUCGAUGACAGGAUUGUGUUUGGAGGUAGAUUUUUAUCCCUCUGAGGAAUGUCUUGGUCCUGCUGGACGAUGAUGGUACUAAUGUCUUAGAAGCUAACUGUAAAUAUAGGAAUUGACUGAACAUGUGUGUGUGUAGACAGAAGGUGAGGUAGAAGAUCUUGUUAAUGUGUAAACUACUUUUCAUUAAACUUUGCACAGAAUGUAAAAAAAAAAGAAAAAAAAAGAAAACACCCGAUGAUGGACGUCAUAUUCGUCCUGAUUCUGAAUGAUGUAUCACAACAUAACUCGUAUGACACUUUAUUGUGAAUUCUAAAAAUGUAUAAAUGUUCUGGAAGAGCAGCAAGUACACAGUGAUACUGCAACGGUACAUCACCAGUGUAGAAAUAAAACUGAAAGCUGAAUUAAACUGAAGCUAAAACAUCUGGUUGGCAGCAUUAUUGGUCAUGUACCCUGCCCCCUGGUGGCUGGCUGCAGUACAGGUCAUAAUCCUUGCCCGUCCAUUUUAGCAGAUGGGACAUGGACCAAACUACAACUUUAAACAAAAUAAACUAAAUUAAAUUAAACAUCAAAUAAAUAUUUGGUAAUACUUAACUCACUGAUGUUUGUCUGAACUCUUGAAUGUUAUCAGUUUGUCUUAAAAUAGUUAUUGAUGAUACAAAAGCAUUCAUUACAAUUUGAUUUUCAUAAAGAGUAGUAAAAACAG
Solea senegalensis (Senegalese sole) is the source of this 2641-nucleotide messenger RNA. Its product is annotated as protein MB21D2. The record is from RefSeq and is a predicted model, not a curated record. NCBI's taxonomy places the organism in Eukaryota, Metazoa, Chordata, Actinopteri, Pleuronectiformes, Soleidae. The transcript is spliced from 2 exons. The coding region runs from base 108 to 1616 and encodes 502 amino acids.